AUGACGUGCCGGUACCUUCAGAGAACGCUGAGGAGCGAGGUGGUGGCCCUUCUGGUGAAGGUGCCUUUUAACAUAGACAGUGGCCUGCCCCAGUCACAGAAAAAGAGGAAUACUACCAACCCCCUUCUCAGGGGUUUGUGUAGGAGCUGUCAGUUUAGAAAGAAAAAGAAAAAGCUGUGUCUCUUAAAACUAAGCCCUGAAGGAAAUGCUUCUCUUCUAGGUAUACUGCAGCAUCCAGAUGGGACUGUCCUGAAGCAGUUGCAGCCACCACCUCGAGGUCCCAGGGAGCAGGAGUUCUACAACAAGGUUUAUGACUCCGACUGUUGCGACAGCGUUCUUCUGGAGCUGCGGGAGUAUCUGCCAAAAUACUUCGGUGUCUGGUCACCACCUACUGCACCAAAUGAUACCUAUCUAAAACUGGAAGAUGUGACCCGUAAGUUUAAUAAGCCUUGCAUAAUGGAUGUAAAAAUAGGUCAGAAAAGUUACGAUCCGUAUGCUUCAGCUGAGAAGAUACAGCAGCAGGUCAGCAAGUACCCGCUGAUGGAAGAGAUUGGCUUUUUGGUACUUGGCAUGAGGGUUUACCACGUCUCUUCUGACAGCUACGAGACGCAAAACCAGCACUACGGAAGGAGCUUGACAAAGGAAACAGUAAAGGAUGGCAUCUCCAAGUUUUUCCACAAUGGGUACUGCUUGAGGAAAGACGCGAUAGCUGCCAGCAUUCAGAAGAUUCAGAAGAUUUUGGAGUGGUUUGAGGGCCAGAAGCAACUCAACUUUUAUGCAAGCUCAUUACUCUUUGUUUAUGAAGGCUCGUGUCAGGCAACAACCGUGCGGCUGGGUGACGUCACCCUGGCAGAGAAGAGAGGAGUGCCCAAAGGACUGUUAGCAGGUGGAGACAUACUGGAGUAUAAUAAUAAUAUUCACGUAAUUAAUUCGACGGAGAAUGGCAAAAUCGAGGCCUCUGUGGGUAAAGGCUUGUCCAAAUUUUACGCACUUCACAAAAAGGCAUAUUCCAAGAGGCACCACAGUCAGCUCUCGCUGAAAGUUGAAAAUUUGGAGCAAGGCAACGUGUGGAAGAGCAGCGCGUGCAUCGCGCAGGAGCACCUGAACGGGAACGUUAUACCCCAACUGGAAAAAGUUUUCUGUCACAUGCCAGCAGAAAUCAAGGAAAGUGCAAAUGUGGAAGUCCGGAUGAUUGAUUUUGCUCACGUGUUUCCUAGCAACACAAAGGAUGAGGGCUACAUUUACGGGCUGAAGAAUCUAAUCACAGUACUUCAAAAUAUUUUGGAUAGCUAAAUUCUCUUUGCUAUGGUUUUUACUGGGGGCCAAUGAUAAAAGAGCAACAACACGACGAAUUUCUGCACUUGUAAUGCUGUAUAACUGGGUUUGUAUUGUUCUAUAUUUUAUUUGUCUUUGUACUUUUGGUAGAAGGGGUUUAACUUUUUAUAAUCUCACUCAGGAAAAUAAUUGCUAGUUAAUUAGGGAGUGUGAAAGGAUGAGGAUACUGGAGAUGAAGCAAGAGAGGUGAAUGAGUAGGGUGAAAUACAUACAGUUGGCUUAAAUCCAAGGAGUACAGCUGUACUAUAAGCAAGGGUUGGGUUAGUUCCCCUCAUGACUUUAGCGUAGGUAACACUUGCCCACUUAGCCUUGACACUGAGCCGUUAUCUCCAUUAACAGGUUUUUUUAGAAAAAGGACUGAAAACGCUAAGAGUGCAGGAUUAAUGUCCUCAGUACUGCCCUCUCGUGUUUACUUUAUUUGAAUAACUGGAGUUAACCCUGCUUGGAGAGAAAUCCCCUUCCGAGUCAGUAGUCUCACCUGGAAGCCAGUGGAUCAAAAAAAGUGCUUUUCGACGUCACGGGACGACGUUGCUGUUCUUUCAACCCUGGUGUGGGCACUUCCCCUCUUGGUGGUUGUCUGUAGCCGGUGGUCACCGUUGACAAGCUACAACCCGAUUUGUGUUGAGGUGCUAAGAAAAUGCUGGAGUAAAAAUACCAUAACAGGCUUAAACUGCACAACUGCUAGAGAAACUGUUUGUUCCUAAGAAAAAAGAACGCAAAGGCGAGAUGUUCCAGGAACUAAUUUGGUUUAGGAGAUUAAGUCAAUCUGUUAAUGGAGUGUCUGAUGCUGUGACUGAGGGAAAUGCCACACUCUUUUGCUCUGAUGGCCCUUCUCCAAAAACAUGGCUUUUAAAAGCAAACUAAUUGAAUGGGGAAACAAAGCAUUCUGAGUAAGUGCAAAGGAUCUCCUCUCGCUGUCUGCCGCUGGUGGUUUUGCAAGAAGGGCUCCUGUUUCUGCUGCUGGGGAGCACCGACUGGAAAGGAGGAGCAAUACAGGUGAAGGACCCUUUGCUGAGAAGAUCUAGUUCAGCCCUGGAGCGACCAGACGUACCUCCGUUCGUGGCAGUGGAGUUGGGGCUCUCUCUCUUACCCGGCGCUAAAGCGGCCUCUCUUUUUUUAUUUUUAAUUUUUUUUUUUUUUUUUACUGACACGCAGGCAAGCGGUGUCAUUAGAAAGUUGUCCCACUUCCUUCUUUCUCGCAGGCAAAAUUCAAGCUUUCAUUAUGGAAUAUUUUGAGAUCAGGAUGAUGUGUCCAAAGCGUUUUUGAGGUUUCUGUUCUGUACACGGCUGUCCUACCAGGGCUGUACGAAAAGUGGGGAUGGAGGAUUCUUGGCAUCUACAGAGCGAGAUCUUAAUGCUUUGAGCAAGCCUCAGAAGUCAAACUUUUUAGAAUGGAUUUGAUCAUUGGAAACAUACUUCUUUUACGUGUGGACUUCAUGUGACGCCGUGGCCUUGCUGCUCUCUCUGUAUGAUGUUCUGCACUAUGCACUCAUUUGUGUCCACAUCUUCGCAAGUUCUCAAUUCCACACCUGUUUUCUAUAUUGGAAGGAGAUAAAUACUUUUUCGAGCAAAUAUUCUGGUUUUAAAUAAAUCUGAAAUUUUAGCUCUAUUUGAGAACCUGGGUUAAUUGGAAGAAACAGGGUAUUAUGCGUAGAACUAUAUUGUUUAAACUUUAGAGCUAAUAUUGGCCAAUAUAUUCAAGAAUGAAACAGAAUGAUGUGUUAGUAACAUAAUAUUUUGGAAGCAUGGGAAAAGAUGCUUGCAGGAGGGGCAGUAUCAUUUGGUUGAAAAUUUUAUGCAAAUUGUGGUGAAGGCUGACAUGAAAUACCAGGAAGAGAAAGUUUCAUUUUUCUCCCUGGUAUCUCCAUUGCACCAUAUACUGAAUAUAUUCCCAAUGCUCUGUGAACUAAUUUAAGCCAUAUUCUAGGAAGAGUUUGUGGUUUUGUUUGCUUGGAUGCUGGUUUCUUUGUUAUGAUUUUUUUGUUCUCCUGUCCCGUGAAUAGUCAACACUAGAGUAGCCUAGGCUGGUAGUGGCCUUGUAUGAUAAAUUCACAAUGUUUUCUAGAAAAUAUAGGGCAAAACAUUUAUACGUCUGAAUUUUUGUCCUCCGUAAUUCAUCUCCUCUGGAUUUUAAUCCAUUUUGUGCCGACGAAAUUGGACAUCUGCCUCAAAAGUCAGUUAUUGGGAAAUGAUGUGUUUGCUCUUAGUAUAAGCGCAUUCUCCCGUCUCCGCUUUAAGAUAUUUGUCUUCAGUGUUUGAAUGCUCUUGGAGUGUUGAUUGUUGUGUUGACUAUGGCAGUGUUUGUAACACACCUGGAAUAUUGUUAAACUGUCAGAAUAUUUUGAAUAAAAAAAAAAUAAAAUAAUUUUAUCAUGGUUUUUUUUUUUUUUUUAAACCAGUAGUUAUUAUGGAUGUAUUUCUGUUAAUUUAAAAUGUAGCUUGAGAGAUAACAAUAUUUUUAAUUGGAAGUUGUGUAAAUAAAGCUUGCUGUAGAGGUGUUUGGGCAUAGUACCAACUGUGAAAUUUCUGCCUGCCAAGGUGUUAACGUUCACAUUGUUCUUGCACAUUUUUAGAUUUGGUGUUUUUAGUGUCUUGUAUCUAAUCAGAUGGCUUUCAGUUAUAGUUGGAGAUGUAUUCACGGAAAUCAUUAAACAGCUGAGGGAAUUAAUUAGGCAUGAAGGCAUGUAUUGCUGUCCAUCUCCUCCCUCCCAGUGAUGUCUCUCUCCUUCUCUGUAUGAAGCGUAGAGGACGGGUGACAGUUACCUGGAAAUCUUUACAGUAACGAGGCCUAUAGGUAUUUCUGAAACAAACUGAAAUAUUUCUGAAUAUAUAUAUUUCUGAAAUAAAACUGAAAGCAGGUCCCUUCGCCAGGAUGGUGUGAUGUAUCGGUCGUUGAUGAAACCUGUCUUUUUUGAUUUUUAAGCAAUAAGAGUUUGAUUUAGCAGAAUGGAUUGUCAAAAGGGAAGAUUGAUGGAAGCCUUGUCGUUCGUGUGUCUCUGGGGAUGUACUUUUCUGAAGACUUUCUGCCUGGGUGAUUGUGAGAAUUGUGUACAGGCUUACCGAAUGAGAGCUUGAAUUGUAUAAAGUUUUAUAAAAAAGCAUUUACAUAUAUGGUAUUUUUGGAUAUGGGUGAAACUUGUUGCAUAAGUAACAUUGGAAAUUAUUAUACCAUUAUGAAAUGUUUUAAACUAUUUUAAUCAAAUCAUUUUAUGAACUAAACCAGAGACUUUACCUAUAGUUGUGAUUCACAUGAAACUUGUGCUGGUUUCUGUUUUUUCCCUGCUGUAAUACAUACUACAGUUGUUCUUUUCUAUAAUCCUACAGUUUCAUGGAGAAUUCCUAAAGUACUCAGUAGGUCAGGAAAUCACCGAUUCCCUUCUGUUUGAUUACAGAGUUGAUACUGAAACACUUCAGUGCCCGUGGUAUUUUAAGUAACUUGAGUGAGUUACACAUCUGGAGGCCCAGAGAAACUUCCUCGCCUGUGGAGAGCUCUUGCUGAUCCGGGUCUGGAUCACGCAGCAUUUAAAAUGGGCCUUUUCCCCUGUGGCAGCAGCAGCAGCAGUGGCAAAAGGCAGGUGUCACUGCCAUGGCUAUGUCAGGCAGGGGCACUUACAGUGAUGGCAAAUCUCUAAUUGUUUUUCCAUUUCACAAUGGGAAGUGUCACGGAGUGUAGGAGGACAGUGGAUGUGAAUCUGUUCUUCCACUUCCGCUGUUUAACGUUAUCACUAGUUGGUCAUCCUCCCUUCUAGUUUUUUUCCCCUCCCAAGUAAGCUUUCUUCCCGAGUGCCUUCUUCAGCUCUGGCCACUGGUGACCUCCUGUAGCAUCAUUGCGGGAUGAUUUAAAGUGAAAUUUUUACUUCCUAAGAGACUUCUGCCCCGUAACUGCUCUUAAAAGUGCAGUAUUGAAAAACACCAGCAAAAUGCCUCAACUCCUGAGGGAAACACAAUUUCCCUCUCGCAGUCUUUCCCAUGAAAGAGUCGGGAUGGGAUGUUAGUGGAGAGUACACUUCCAUGGGAGACUGGAUCAUAGGUUUUAUGAAAUCUCCUUUCUCUGUGUUUUGAAGAGGACAUUUUGGGGGAAAGGUGAGUGAUAGCCAAACUGUGUGAAGUUUCCCUUUUUCUUUCUGCAGUGAGGGUUGGGUGUAAGGAGGUAGCGCAGCGGGGAGGGGUGGAAGUUCCUAAGGAGCCCUGAGUAGGACAUCUGGUCAGUUCUGCAGUGGGGGUGAUGGCUGGGGAUAAGAUCUGAAGGCUGCAAGUUUUCACUUACCUUGCAGGGAGAAUACACCAUGCCUGUUCAUCGAGUUCUAACCGAGGGUUGUAGGAUGUUACUGGUGAAGUCCGUGCCUCUCCACAGCCACAGGCCAAAUACUGCCCCUUUUCCAUGCUCACGGCCAUCAAUAAAUGAAGGCUGCAGAGAAGGUUGUCAUCCAAAGGACAAAUGUAACUGAAAGGGGAAAAAAAAUGAGAAAAGCUAAGGGUUGUACAGCAGAAAACACACUUCAAGAAAUAUCUUUCACUGUAGCCUUUCUGUAGCGGAGGGGGGCCCCGUGUAAUUGGAGUUUAAUUAGUUUGUUGUAUGACAUUCAAGAGCAAAUAGUCUGAAGAAAGGUACUUUAAAAACACCUUAGUUUGAAUUGUGUCUGUUGGUUCCAAUACCUAUCAUAUUCUUUUUUUAAAACACCUUUAAAAACACCUUAGAUGAAUCGCAUCCUUUGGUUCCAAUACCUAUCAUGUGUUUUUUUGUUGUUUUUUUUUAAAAAAGUGACCUAUGAAGUAACUUCCAAAUAUGACGUGUGUUGCACCUGAAACGAGAGUGCACAAAGGCACUUUAAUACUCUGGGAACUGUACUGGAAGAGAAAUGAAAGCAUGUGAAAUUGCACCUGAUCGUUGUGUUGUUAAUUGUUUUUAAAAUCUAAAGUUCUACAUGAUUUAUGCUUGAUGGAUGAAUGUAUCUAGUCUGGUCUGGUCUCAGUUUCUUUGACUCAAGUGUCUAAAGCUGUCACUCAAUCUCCUCUAAUUUGUAUGUGUCUGUAGUUUCAUUUGCUAUUUUUUUUUUGCCAUUAUUGGACUGCAGGGGGUAUUGUUAAUAUUAUAUGUGUUUAUUUUAUAGAACAUUGUACUAUGCUAUCUACCAACUUUUGUAAUUAUAAGUGAUACUUAGGGUAAUUCUAAUAGCUGUAUAUUUGGCAAAUUAUUAAAAUUUUCUGCAAGUGA
This is a messenger RNA of Calidris pugnax (ruff), 6550 nucleotides long. It is a transcript of the gene IPMK, whose product is annotated as inositol polyphosphate multikinase. Gene Ontology annotation, biological process: inositol phosphate biosynthetic process. Gene Ontology annotation, molecular function: inositol tetrakisphosphate kinase activity; inositol-1,4,5-trisphosphate 3-kinase activity. Bases 1 to 1293 code for a protein of 430 amino acids. The transcript has 8 exons. Lineage: Eukaryota; Metazoa; Chordata; Aves; Charadriiformes; Scolopacidae. The record is from RefSeq and is a predicted model, not a curated record. Gene Ontology annotation, cellular component: cytoplasm; nucleus.